CAGCCUCGUCUGACUGGAGAAAGUGUGUUGAGGGUUGAUGGGAGCAGAGCUUCCAUUUUACCACGGCCUGCAGCAGCCAACAGCCAGUGGUAGGAGCCAGCAGCAACAGCCAGUAGUCGGAGCCAGCAGCAACAGCCAGUAGUAGGAGCCAGCAACAACAGCCAGUAGUAGGAGCCAGCAGCAACAGCCAGUAGUAGGAGCCAGCAGCAACAGCCAGUAGUAGGAGCCAGCAGCAACAGCCUGGGAGGGAGAAGCAACAGCCAGUAGUAGGAGCCAGCAGCAACAGCCAGUAGUAGGAGCCAGCAACAACAGCCAGUAGUAGGAGCCAGCAGCGACAGCCUGGGAGGGAGCAGCAGUGGGGGCAGCAGAGCCUGAACAAAGUGAGCUCACAGAAGAAGUGCCUCUAAUCACUGCAUUCCAGCAGAGGAGAGCCAGUCAACUUCCUCUAAGCCUGUGUGACGGGCAGAGAGCUAUUUUACUCGUCUUCACCUGGACUGGACUUUACCCACCUCUCCCUAGCAGUGUCUGACUGACGAAGGAUUUUAAAGAAAGGAGGAAAAUAAAAGUGACUUUCUUUGGUUCUAAAACGGAAGAAGACCCAGAUGUGAAGAUGGAGGAGGGAUACGAACUUGACCUGACUUACGUGACGGAGCGCAUUAUCGCUGUGUCCUUCCCCCGGGCAUGCUCAGAGGAGAUCUACUUUCACAACCUGAAGGAUGUCACACGGAUGCUCAAGUCCAAGCACGCUGAUAACUACCUGAUUAUCAACCUGUCGGAGAAGAGACAUGAUCUCUCUAAAAUGAACCCUAAGACUCUGGACACGGGCUGGCCUGACCUGCAUGCUCCUCCUCUGGAUAAGAUCUGUACCAUCUGUAAGGCCAUGGAAAACUGGCUCAAUGCUGACCCUCUACACGUGGUGGUCAUACACUGCAGGGGUGGGAAAGGCCGAAUUGGAGUGGUCAUCUCAUCAUUUGUGCAUUUCACCGACAUAUCUGCCAGUGCUGAUCAGGCCCUGGACCGCUUUGCAAUGAGGAAGUACUACGACGACAAGGUCUCAGCAUUAAUGACACCCUCUCAGAAAAGGUACGUUUGGAUCCUGAACAGUCUCCUGAGUGGAUCGAUGAAAAUCAACGCCUCUCCACUGUUCUUGCAUUGCAUCAUUCUACGUGGGAUACCAAACUUUGACACUGCAGGAGUGUGUCGGCCAUACCUGAAAGUCUACCAGGGAAUGCAAGCUGUCUACUCCUCAGGGGUCUAUCACAUUGGGCCUGGACACAGAGACAGGAUAUGUAUCAGUCUGGAACCUGCUCAGAUGUUAAAGGGAGACAUCAUGGUGAAGUGUUACCAUAAGAGUGAUGUCACUUUGGAGCGCGAGGCGAUCUUCCGGCUCCAGUUCCACACAGGAGCAGUGCAUGGCUACAACCUGGUGUUCGAGAAAGAAGACAUGGAGACUGCCAAUAAAGAUCACAGAUUUCUGGCUUACGGGAAAGUGGAGCUGGUGUUCUCUGAGGGCCCGGAGAAAAUCCCAGGUGCAGAGCGCUGGCAGAACGGGGCAGACAUAAGUGUGGACUACAACACAGCCGAUCCUCUGACACGAUGGGACUCUUACCAGAACAUAAUUGACGCGGAAGUGCCCCGAUCUCAGGGACUGGCCCAGGACAAAGCCUCCCCAUCCAAAAGGUGCCCUAACGGGGAAGGAUCCAUCACCGUGACCCUGGCCCGUGGAGCCCACCAAGCCACUUCUACCACCAGCAGUCCCGACCACAGCGACCACGCCCUGUCAGCCAGCAGUGACUCAGGCCUGUCCAGCACCUCUCUGUGGACUGACAAACCCCCAGCCCCGAUCACCACAACCACCAGCUCCAGGCCCCAGCAAGGCCCCAGCCGUCAGGAGAAGGCCCAGCUGAAGCGCCUGCUGAGCGGGUUCGGCCUGGAGGAGAUGUCUGAGUGCGGAGGAGGGGGGCCAGGAGUGAUGACCAUACAGAAACGGGCCCCAGCCCAGGUGCAUGGCAACGGGGACCUGCGGCCCCCCAGGGAGAGGGAGACGGACAUCCUGGAUGAUGAGGUCCUCCUGUCGGGUCACGACCUGCGCAGCGUGGACAGCCUCGGUACCCUGUCAUCCUCCUGCCACAAGAGCAGCCAGAACUCAUUGCUUUCAGAUGGCUUCAGUAGCCCUGGGGGAGAGGAGCACCAGCUCCACCACCACCAACCCCAGCACCACCACCCAGCCCCGGCCACAAUGGAGGAGUACGAGAGAGCCUACGCAGAGGCCCGGAGGAGCUGCUUUGGCCAGAGGAGUGCCUCAGUCUCCACCCCCGCCACCGCCAUGCCGAUGCCCAAGCAGCAGGUCUACCGGCAGGGCAGCUACUCCACACACACCUGGGUGCGCCAACAGCAGAUGGUAGCAGCCCAUCAGUACGCCUACCUGCAGGCCGAGGAGGGUGAGGAGAGGGAGAGGUACCUAGGGGACAACAAACCACAAGGGGGAAGCCCACCCAAACCUCCAACCCCUACAGUGUCACAACAAGGACCCGUGCUGAAUAUGAACACUGCUGCCUUGAGAACGGUGGUGGCACCACAGACACACAACGAGCAGCCUCCUGCAGUCGUCAACGAUAACAACAACAGCCGAGACGAAGAGUUCAACUCUUUGACUGUGGACAUUGAUAACUCCAUCGACCAGCUCAACCAGUUGAUCAUGGACCUGGACCCCACGUUCGUGCCUGUCCCCACACGCUCCAGCUCGGUCAAGAGAAACGGCGGGGAGCAUGUGAAUGGCUCAGCCACCACAAACGCCACCUCCACCGGGUGCCCCAAUGGAGUCAGUCCCAGAGUCACAGAGAACAGUACAGCCGCACUGCAAAGCACACAGCCGUCAGCUGCCCCAUUGUCCGUUGGUGACGUCAGAGUGGACUCCAUGCAGAGUCGGCAGGACAGUGAUGUCACAGAUCACCCAGGAUUCGGUGGCUCACGCUGGGGCGUGCAGGAGGAGUACAAGAGCACACGGACCUUCUCACCCUGCGUACCUCACUCCCAGCAUGGCAUGCUGUUCAGGAGUGACAGUGUGGACUACAGAGCUCAGGGUCCAGAGAUGGACAGUGGAGUGGAGGCUGGUAGUGACAUGACUCCUCCUACUCCUGCCUUCCCCAUCUCUCCCCCUACACCUUAUGUGAAAAACAUGGCGGAAUUCACUCACCUGAGGCAAACUCCAUCUCCCAGCAUGCAAUCAUAUGGAGCUUACAGGACGGACCAUGAGCCCAGAGGUUACUUAGAGAUGAUUGGUCAUGUUCCCCAGUCCGCAGAAGAGGGCCUUCCAGACUCUUCCCCCAGCUUCCAUAGGUCCUUCAGCUCCUCUCGCUCGGCGUUCAUUAGUGGGAUGCCACAACGGACAGACAGCCCCUCCAUGGGUCAGCCCUGGCCAGAGGACAGAGCCCUUCAUCCCCACUCCAUGUCCUUGGACUACAGCCACCACUCCCCUCCCAUGCACCCCCAACCCCACACUCACCCUGCGCCCAACGCCCACAGCUCCCCCCGGGGCAGCCAGCAGAGCCACAUGGCACACUAUGGCCUCACCCACAGCCUUGCGCACAGCUUUGACGUGCAAGACAACUUAGGCCUGGGGGGCUAUGGCGCAGUCGACAGCCCACCCUCUGCCUCUCCUCUACUGGGGAACGGAGGCAUGGAGAGGGGCCUGUCCUCUAUGGGCACCAUCCGGACCCAGCACCUGCCACAGCUGCAGCAGCUCCAGGCCCAGGGUGCCUUGCCUCCACUGCUGCCUGAGAAGAGGAGGGAGUCGGACGGGGAGCACUCCUUGGGCACAGCCUCCCCAGCCCCUAGCGGAUUCUCCAGCCCACAUAGCGGAAGCUCCCUCAGUAUCCCAUUUCCCAACAUCCUGCCUGAUCUCUCAGCCUCUGCACAGAUGCCGGGCACCGCUUCACCUCUGCCAGAUGUCCUGGCCAGCAAGCAUGUGACUGUAAACUUUGUGCAAGACACAUCGAAAUUCUGGUACAAGCCUGAUAUCUCCAGGGACCAAGCUAUCUCAGUCCUGAAGGACAAGGAGCCCGGAUUUUUCAUAGUACGGGACAGCCACUCCUUCAAAGGAGCCUAUGGGCUGGCCAUGAAGGUGGCCACACCCCCUCCCUCAGUCCUGCAGCAGAGCAAGAAAGGUGAUCUGUCCAAUGAGCUGGUCCGUCACUUCCUGAUUGAGUGUACACAGAAAGGAGUUCGGUUGAAGGGCUGUCCCAAUGAGCCCUACUUUGGUAGUUUAACUGCGUUGGUGUAUCAGCACUCCAUAACUCCCUUGGCUCUGCCCUGCAAACUCAUCAUACUUGACAGAGAUCCUCUUGAAGACGUGGUGGAGAAUACUGCUCCACAAUCUGUCACCAACUCUGCUGCUGAGCUCCUUAAACAAGGAGCAGCGUGUAAUGUGUGGUUCCUGGGCUCAGUGGAGAUGGAGUCUCUGACCGGGUACCAGGCUGUGCAGAAGGCCACCAGUGUAACAUUGGGCUCAGACCCCCUGCCCAUCUCCACCGUGGUCCACUUGAAAGUCUCCUCACAGGGAAUCACCCUCACCGACAACCAGAGGAAGUUGUUCUUCAGGAGGCAUUAUGCACUGACCACUGUCAUCUUCUGUGCAUUGGACCCUCAAGAUCGGAAGUGGAAACAAGAUGGCUGCACUUCAGCAAAGAUCUUUGGCUUUGUGGCGAGGAAGACGGGCAGUGGGCAGGACAACGUGUGCCACCUGUUCGCCGAGCACGACCCCGAGCAGCCCGCCAGCGCCAUCGUCAACUUCGUCUCCAAGGUGAUGAUUGGCUUCCAGAAGACCAAGUAGCACUGCAACGCUGCUAGCUAAUUGGCUAGUGGGGCUGUUUCUAAAACUUAAAACCGUACAACCCUCAACCUGAAGGUUAUGAGCCAGGACUUGGACAGGAAGGCAGUGGAACAGAGUUCCAUCCACAGAACUAGAAUGGGUUUUGCGAGAUACUAUUUCAAUGGUUACACUACCUAAGAAUGGGAUACAAUUGAUAACAAUAAUCUUGAGGCGAAAGAACCGCACACCUAUUUAGGUGAGGUGCUGGCUAGCGGAGUGGAACACUUAAAAAAAGUAAAGGAGAGCCGCACACUCUAGGAGCUCAGAUGCAAAAAUAUUUAUGUCCAACGUUUCGACAGACAAGCUGUCUUCAUAAGGGCAGCACUCCAUCACUUGUCUGUCGAAACGUUGGACAUAAAUAUUUUUGCAUCUGUGCUCCUAGAGUGUGCGGCUCUCCUUCUCCUUUAUACAAUUGGCAACAAGCAUGAAACGAGUUACAAGUUACAACCUAUCCAAGUCAUCUCCUGCUUACAACACAGAGGGAACUGUGGACCAUCAGCAGGACAGCAGGACAUUGAGAUCUUUCAUUGAGUCGAAUGAAAACUCAGAACUCCUUUGCCAUCAUUUUCAAACAGACUCUUUCUUUCCUUAUGAUGAUUAUUAGGGGUUUGUCUGGAAGGAAAAAGAGAAUAUACAACAGCUACAUUAUAAGAUGUGUAUUUCAUUUUUAUGUAUCAUUGUAGAACUAAUACAGAUGUUUGCAUUUCUGUCUCGAAAGGGCUUACAGUUUUAUGUAUCCCAAAUCUUUACAAGUUAGUUACAUAUUCCUAUUCUCAACAUGCUCUGUAUGAUGUGAUACUAUACUAAAGUUAGUUACAUAUUCCUAUUCUCAACAUGCUCUGUAUGAUGUGAUACUAUACUAAAGUUAGUUACAUAUUCCUAUUCUCAACAUGCUCUGUAUGAUGUGAUACUAUACUAAAGUUAGUUACAUAUUCCUAUUCUCAACAUGCUCUGUAUGAUGUGAUACUAUACUAAAGUUAGUUACAUAUUCCUAUUCUCAACAUGCUCUGUAUGGUGUGAUACUAUACUAAAGUUAGUUACAUAUUCCUAUUCUCAACAUGCUCUGUAUGGUGUGAUACUAUACUAUACUAUAGGGAAGCAUAGAAGCCUGGCAUGUAAGGGUUUUGUCAUGUUUAAUAUUUAACCAAAAAUAAAUCAACUAUAUAAAGCAUUAUUCAAGCUAUUAAAAACAGUACUAAAAUAAAUACUGUAAAUCAUAACUUCUCCUUAUGUUAUCAAAAACUUAAUUUUUGUAAAUGCAUCAUGUACUAUUUGAAAAGUAAUACCUAUUGACUUUGUUAGAACAAAAAAAUAUAAAUAUUUCCCCUAAACUAAUGUUUCACCAUCCCAAUCAUUUAUCUUGAAUUUGGAUAUUGCUCAACUCUGGAUAUGCAUGCGAAUUAAAACCACCAUCAAAGCAAUAACACACAAAAAUGUAAAGAUCUGGAAGGGGAGCGUUGGAAUGAAUCAGACCACAGAAAAUAUUAUAUAUGUAAACCCUAAUAUAUUCUAUGAUUCCUUUAUAUCAUUUGUCAAUUACAUGUACUUUGAACUCAUGUACUACUUCGUUCAGUACUGCUUUGUCUGGAAGAUUGUUUUAAAAUUGAUACAUUUCUGUAUGUUUUUCCUUUGGCUAGUCUCAAAUAAGUGUUUAAAUGGACUAUUUGGUGGUAUAUUAUUGGCAUUAACUAUAUAUUGAAAUGUCUCAGUGUUAAAAUAUAUACAGUACACUGAGUGUACCAAACAUUAGUAUUGAUUAAUAUUAAUAUUGAGUUGCACCCACCCUUUAGCCCUCAGAACAGCCUCAUUUCGUCAGGGCAUGGACUCUACAAGGUGUCGAAAGCGUUCUACAGGGAUGCUGCCCAUGUUGACUCCUGCUCACAACUGCUUCCCACAGUUGUGUCAAGAUGGCUGGAUGUCAUUUGAGUAGUGGACCAUUCUUGAUACACACAGCAAACUGUUGAGCGUGAAUAACCCAGCAGCGUUGCAGUUCUUGACACAAACCGGUGCGCCUGGCACCUACUUCCAUAGCCCGUUCAAAGGCACUUAAAAAUGUAGUCUUGCCCAUUCAACCGCUGAAUGGCACAGAUACACAAUCCAGGUCUCAAUUGUCUCAAGGCAUAGAAAUCCUUCUUUAACCUGUCUCCUCGCCUCCAUCUACACUGAUUGAAGUAGAUUUAACAAGUGACAUCAGCUUUCACCUGGAUUCACCUGGUCUGUCUAUGUCCAUGGAAGGAGCAGGAGUCCUUAAUGUUUUUAUACUCAGUAGAGGACAUUUGUAUUGUAUAUUUCAUUUGGAAUUAUGAAAUAAAUAUUGUGUUGGAACAAUAGGCGAUCAUUGGGGCUCGAUUGAACUCGAUGGAAAAGUGCAAAAGUGUCAACACCGCUCACCCAAUGCAUCGAGCGAGCUCAAUGAAGUGCAGCUUUUUAACCACUUUUCUGUGUAGAUGAACUUUUUCACGGUCACAUUUCUUCAUGUCAAAUAAUCAGGGCAGGGACCACCUAAUUCCAAUACACUUUGUUUAUAUACAAUACAUUCACUGUUUGUGUACAUUUUAGUUGUAUUUUUUUUUCUUUCAUUUUGCUCAUGAUGUACUAAUAUGAUUUACAGUCUGUACCUCAUCAUACCUUUACUAUCUCACGUUUGAAAAAAAUAAUUAUAUUUUUUUAUGUUUCAUAUUGAUUUGCAGCAAGUGACAUAAAAAGUUCAUUUGUAUAUGAGAAAUGGUAUUUUCAAUGUUGAAUGUGAAUAAACAAAAGGGAAAAAUUA
This is a messenger RNA of Oncorhynchus keta (chum salmon), 7640 nucleotides long. Its product is annotated as tensin-3-like. The transcript is spliced from 26 exons. Gene Ontology annotation, molecular function: protein binding; phosphatase activity. The coding region runs from base 611 to 4831 and encodes 1406 amino acids. Lineage: Eukaryota; Metazoa; Chordata; Actinopteri; Salmoniformes; Salmonidae. The record is from RefSeq and is a predicted model, not a curated record. Gene Ontology annotation, biological process: dephosphorylation.